Rhinolophus ferrumequinum (greater horseshoe bat) is the source of this 1187-nucleotide messenger RNA. It is a transcript of the gene TECR, whose product is annotated as trans-2,3-enoyl-CoA reductase. The record is from RefSeq and is a predicted model, not a curated record. Bases 139 to 1065 code for a protein of 308 amino acids. Gene Ontology annotation, biological process: very long-chain fatty acid biosynthetic process. The transcript has 13 exons. Gene Ontology annotation, molecular function: oxidoreductase activity, acting on the CH-CH group of donors. Lineage: Eukaryota; Metazoa; Chordata; Mammalia; Chiroptera; Rhinolophidae.
GGCAGGGAGAGGCGGGGCGGACGCGGAGCCUCUGUUAGUCUCGCGCGGCAGUAGUGAGCGCGUUAAGGGUCCUGUUCUGCGUUUUGCGCAGCUAGGCAGCAGCGGCAGCAGGAGCAGCAGCCGCAGUGUGAGGGAGCCAUGAAGCAUUACGAGGUGGAGAUUCUGGACGCGAAGACUCGGGAGAAGCUGUGCUUCCUGGACAAGGUGGAGCCCCAUGCCACCAUCGCAGAGAUCAAGAACCUUUUCACUAAGAGCCAUCCGCAGUGGUACCCCACCCGCCAGUCCCUCCGCCUGGACCCCAAGGGCAAGUCCCUGAAGGAUGAGGACGUUCUGCAGAAGCUGCCUGUGGGCACCACGGCCACACUUUACUUCCGGGACCUGGGGGCCCAGAUCAGUUGGGUGACGGUCUUCUUGACAGAGUACACGGGGCCUCUUUUCAUCUAUCUGCUCUUCUACUUCCGGGUGCCCUUUAUCUAUGGCCACAAAUACGACUUCACGUCCAGCCGGCACACGGUGGUGCACCUGGCCUGCAUCUGCCAUUCAUUCCACUACAUCAAGCGCCUGCUGGAGACGCUCUUCGUGCACCGCUUCUCCCACGGCACCAUGCCCUUGCGCAACAUCUUCAAGAACUGCACCUACUACUGGGGCUUCGCUGCGUGGAUGGCCUAUUACAUCAACCACCCUCUCUACACGCCCCCUACCUAUGGAGCUCAGCAGGUUAAACUGGCACUUGCCAUCUUUGUGAUCUGCCAGCUGGGCAACUUCUCCAUCCACAUGGCCCUGCGGGACCUGAGGCCGGCAGGGUCCAAGACCAGGAAGAUCCCCUACCCCACGAAGAACCCCUUCACAUGGCUCUUUCUGCUGGUGUCCUGCCCUAACUACACCUAUGAGCUGGGGUCCUGGAUCAGCUUUGCUCUCAUGACGCAGUGUCUCCCAGUGGCCCUCUUCUCCCUGGUGGGCUUCACCCAGAUGACCAUCUGGGCCAAGGGCAAGCACCGCAGCUACCUGAAGGAGUUCCGCGACUACCCGCCCCUGCGCAUGCCCAUCAUCCCCUUCCUGCUCUGAGCCGCCACCCCACUGGCUCGGGCCAGCCAGGCUCUCCUUCCCCCACCCCAUGUCCUUCUGUGGGAGCAGUGGGGGCCACUGCUCUCCAGCGCCUGGAAUAAAGCCUGUCUGCCCAGCUGGAC